Messenger RNA from Chelonia mydas (Green sea turtle), 7302 nucleotides. It is a transcript of the gene STAT4, whose product is annotated as signal transducer and activator of transcription 4. Bases 144 to 2342 code for a protein of 732 amino acids. Gene Ontology annotation, biological process: response to peptide hormone; defense response; regulation of transcription by RNA polymerase II. The record is from RefSeq and is a predicted model, not a curated record. Gene Ontology annotation, molecular function: DNA-binding transcription factor activity, RNA polymerase II-specific; RNA polymerase II cis-regulatory region sequence-specific DNA binding. The transcript has 23 exons. NCBI's taxonomy places the organism in Eukaryota, Metazoa, Chordata, Testudines, Cheloniidae.
CCCGCUGACGCACAGGAAAGCCGGGAGGCAGCGCGCAGAAUAAAGCGCGCGGCAGGCGGGGGCCGUCAGCCAGCCGCCCGGCGGAGCUCAGCCUGCGCGCCUCGCCACCCGCGGAGCCUGCCUGGGGGCGCCCCUCGGACAGUAUGUCUCAGUGGAGUCAAGUCCAGCAGUUGGAAAUAAAGUUUUUGGAGCAGGUAGACCAGUUCUAUGAUGAUAACUUUCCCAUGGAAGUCCGACAUCUACUAGCACAGUGGAUAGAAAGCCAAGAUUGGGAGGUCGCUUCCAACAAUGAACCAAUGGCAACAAUCCUCUUACAGAACUUGUUAAUACAAUUGGAUGAACAGUUAGACCGUGUUUCUCAAGAAAAGAACCUCCUGUUGAUACACAACCUGAAAAGAAUCAGGAAACUUCUUCAGGGAAAAUAUCAUGGUAAUCCUAUGCACAUAGCAGUUAUUAUUUCAAACUGCUUAAGAGAAGAGAGAAGGAUAUUGGCUGCAGCCAGCAUGCCUGUACAGGGACCACUGGAAAAACAAUUGCAGAAUUCCAUAGUUUCAGAAAGACAAAGAAGUGUGGAGCACAAAGUGUCAGCCAUUAAGAACAGUGCCCAGAUGACAGAACAAGAUGUCAAAUACUUAGAAGAUUUGCAAGAGGAGUUUGACUUCAGGUAUAAAACAAUACAGAGCCUAGAGCAGGGUGACAAAAACAGCGUCCUGAUGAAACAGGAAAUGAUGAUGUUGCAGGAAAUGCUCAAUACCUUAGACUACAAAAGAAAGGAAGUCCUUAGUAAAAUGGCACAAGUAAUAAAUGAAAGUGAUGUCUUGAUGAACAACAUGCUGCUUGAAGAGCUUCUAGAUUGGAAGAGGCGCCAGCAAAUUGCCUGCAUUGGAGGUCCUCUACAUAGUGGGCUUGAUCAGCUCCAGAACUGUUUUACACUGCUGGCAGAGAGCCUAUUUCAAGUAAGAAGGCAACUGGAAAAAUUGGAUGAGCUGUUGACUAAACUGACUUAUGACGGAGAUCCUAUUCUACUGCAAAGGCCUCACCUGUUGGAAAGAGUCAACUUCUUGCUCUACAAUCUUUUCCGAAGUUCAUUUGUGAUUGAAAGGCAGCCCUGCAUGCCCACCCAUCCCCAGAGGCCAAUGGUACUUAAAACCUUAAUACAGUUCACUGUUAAACUAAGGCUGCUAAUUAAAUUGCCAGAGCUGAACUACCAGAUCAGAGUGAAAGCAACUAUUGACAAGAAUGUGUCAACUGUAAGUAAUCGCAGAUUUGUUCUAUGUGGCACUCAUGUCAAAGCUAUGAAUAUGGAUGAAUCUGCAAAUGGAAGUCUGUCUGUAGAAUUUAGACAUUUGCAACCCAAAGAAAUGAAAUCAAGUGCUGGAAGCAAAGGAAAUGAGGGCCCUCAGAUGGUAACUGAAGAGCUGCACUCCAUCAGCUUUGAAACACAGGUCUCCCUGUAUGGUCUGACUAUAGAUUUGGAGACAAGCUCUUUGCCUGUAGUGAUGAUUUCCAAUGUCAGUCAGUUACCUAAUGCUUGGGCUUCUAUUAUUUGGUACAACUUGUUGUCAAAGGAUUCUCAGAACCUGGCUUUCUUUAACAAUCCCCCCACAGCCACUCUGAGUCAACUCUUAGAAGUACUGAGCUGGCAGUUUUCAUCUUAUGUUGGUCGUGGACUCAAUUCUGAGCAGCUCAAUAUGCUGGCAGAGAAACUUAUGGGGCAACAGAUUAGUUACAAUGAUUAUCAACUGUCCUGGGCAAAGUUCUGCAAGGAACAUUUAUCUGGAAAGUCAUUUACCUUUUGGGUAUGGCUCGAAGCAAUACUGGACCUAAUUAAAAAACACAUUCUUCCUCUUUGGAUUGACGGGUAUAUAAUGGGAUUUGUGAGCAAGGAGAAGGAACGAGUUUUGCUCAGGGACAAAAUGCCUGGAACGUUUUUAUUAAGGUUUAGUGAAAGCAAUCUGGGAGGAAUUACCUUUACCUGGGUGGACCAGUCAGAAAAUGGAGAAGUAAGGUUCCACUCAGUGGAACCCUAUAAUAAAGGUCGUUUAACUGCGCUGCCAUUUGCUGACAUUUUGCGAGAUUACAAAGUUAUUUUGGCAGACAAUGUUCCUGAAAAUCCACUGAAAUAUCUGUAUCCAGAUAUUCCCAAAGAUAAAGCCUUUGGCAAAUACUACAGCUGUCAGCCAAAUGAAGUCUCAAGACCUACAGAAGGAGGGGUCAAAGGUUAUGUGCCUGCUGUAUUUAUCCCAAUCUCCAAAAUAUCCACAUUCUCCAUCAGAUCUUCUUCCCAUGUCUCCAAGUGUUUAUGCUGUGCUGAGAGAACACCUGAGUCCCACAGUGAUUGAAACUGCUGUAUGUUGCAAGUUUUUUCAUUCAUAAUUUACUACUAAGCAAAUGGGGUCUACUUUGUGGAGAGAAAGAGUUACCAGUGGAGAGAAAGGCUUCUUUUGCAGUGCAAAAGGGUGAGAGUACAGUUGUAACCAUUAAAAAGUCAGCACUUGCCUUCAGUUCCCAUACAGUGCUAUGGGAGAUAACCCAGUUCUUUCCUAUUCUAAAUGCAGUAGAAUUCUUCAGUAUGGUAGGAAAUGUCUUUUUCAUGGUGACCAUUGUACUAUGAACUUUAUAUCUUAGAACUUCGCAAUGCAAGGAUCUCAAAAGUCCAUGCAAGGAUCUCAAAAUUCUGUACACACAUUAAUUAAGCUUCAACACCCAGAACUGUAUGUAAGUAUUAUACCGAUUUUACAGAUAACACAGAGGGCUUGAUUCACCCAUUGCCAUGCAUUUUAUGAAGUUGCCAUUUCUGAUGUGGUAGCAUUUUACAGACACUUUGCACUAAUGAAAAUGACUACUCCAGCUGCACGUGUAGAUGGGUCUGUCUCAGAGAUGUUAAAGGUGAACUGAAAUGUCUUAACUAAACAAAUACAAAACAUUCAUUAAAAGUUCAUGGAGAGACUUAAAAGUUACAUUACAAAUGUAUUUAUUUAUUUUAAAAUCAUUUUCUAUUUUACUUGCCUGCUAAGAACGGCAUUCAGAGUUCUCUGCAGAACAUGAGGCAGCUCAGCCUCACAAGUUGCACCCAAAGCAGGACAGGUUCUUGCAUUUCUUACCCGGGUUUAAAUAUCUGGGGACCGAAGCUGGGCUGGUGUGAUUUGAAGCUCUCCUGUCACCAUCAGCAUAGAGCAGCUUCACUAAAGCGCUACAGCAGCGCAGCUGCGGCGCUGUACGUGAAGACAAGCACUCAGUAUGUGGCAAGAGGGAACUUUUAGUGUACAGUAGCAGAGUCCGUGUGGCGAGUUAGUGCACAGCAAGUUAGUGUGCUGUCUAUCCACUUCUCAGCUUGCCACAUACAAAGUCUCCAGGUAAACAAGCCCCUAAUUUCCCCAGAGUGUGAUUGGGGGUGUGCGUGGGGCAUCUCUCUCUGUAUAGUUCUAGGGUCUGAACCUAAACUACCAGACAAUGCCUCUUUAAGAGGCUAGGGUGCGGAACCAUUACAUAAGUCAGGGCUUAGUUUGCACUGUGAUUGUGUGUUUGUCACUGGAAAUAAUUUGAGCAAACUGUGGCUUGUUUAGUUUUGUUUUUCAAUAUGCAGCAAUAAUUGCCUUAAAGCUGAUGUUUUCAUUCCUCUCUUCUAGCUGAGUUCUCCAUAUUCAGCUGACUGAAAUUCAGACACCAUGAAGAACAACAAAGCAGCCAAAAUACUUUAUAAAAUGAAAGUUAAAAAAAAGAAGUUGUUUCUGCAGCUUUGUAAAUAAGGGUUUCCUGGAAGCCAAUGCCAUGUUCUUCUUGGGCCUAUGUGUACUUUCAAAUGCAUGGAAAUCAGAAGCCUCCCAAGGGAAGUCACUGGAGUUACAAACAUCUGGCAUCAUUUGGGGCCUGCCACUGAAGUCCUCACUCAAGGCAAUAUUACCUCUUAACUCAAUGGGCCAAAUCCUUCCCUGGUGUGCAACUCCAUUGACUUCCGUGGCGUUACACUAGGUAUGAAUUUAGCCCAGUGGGCCUGCUUAUGGAAAUAAGGACUGCAGUAUUGCUGUAAAACAAGACUUACUGUAGGAUGGAGAUGUUCUGUUCAUGGAACAUUUUGAAAGCAAGACCUUAGAAUAACUACAGGGAUUUAAGAUGUGUUCAGAAAAUCAGGAUUUAUGCUGUACAUUUCGUGUUCUGUUUUUAUAAUGUCUAUUUCUUUGCUUUUAUUUUAAAUUAAAGGUUCUCAUCCAUCCCUUCAUUACACUGACCGUAGGUGCCAGGAGUCAGCUUUUCCUGCCAUGAACUGCUUUCAGUACAAAGGGACAGAUUUUAUCUUCCUCCAGUAAAAUCCAUGGAAGGGAAGAGGGAGGAGAAGGGAAUAAUGGAAAUAGAAGAGUUCUCUAGAAACUUUAGAGCAGGGGUGGGUAGUAAAUUAGUUUUUGCUACGGUAUAAAUUUCUCGGUCAAGGUCCAGACUCCAGAGAAAAUAAUAAAAAUAAUAGCAAUAAUAAGUAAAUAAAAAGAUUUCGGGGUCCGUUUAAAAGUAUCUGGCGGUCUGGAUUUGGCCCGCGGGCCAUCUGUUGGUUACCCCUGCUUUAGAGGCACUACACUUCAAAGGUCACUAAAUUUCUGUGCCUCCAUUCCGCAUCUGUAACAGGGUUAAUAAAAUCUCUGUGUCUUGCAGGACAGUUGUGAGGGUAAAUUUAUUCAUGGUUGUGAGGCACUGUGAUGAGUACUUCAGAAAAGCCCAUAAAGAAACAGUCCUUAUUCAGUGCAGGGUUUAGAUGAUGUGCCAUAAUCGAGGCCUUAGGGACACACUGAAUGAUAAAACGGAGACCAAAGAGCUGCUUCAUUUGCUGAGUACCGUCAAACAUGCACCUCGUCAUAGUGCAAAGUUACAAAGAGCUAAAUUGCCUCAGGUACAGAUGUAAAUACGCAGAAUAACUGGUUCUUAACAUAAAAGGUCAUUUGCCUUUUUAAAGCAGCCAUGUUACUGUUAGUCAUGACAGUCGGUCUUUUCUCAGAAUUACCCAUGACAAAUUAACUGUUUUAGAAUAACAAACACUGACAAUUUACAAAAGAUAGAUAUCCAAGUUCUGCCUGCGAAGUAUGCAGUCUGGAGCAUACUUAAUUGUGCAAGCAAAAUAUGCAUUUGUACAAGCAAAGGGUGAGGUACAACAUCGGUCUGGUCUAUACUAGAAAUUAGAUCAGUUUAACUAUAUCAGUCAGGAGUAUGAAAAAUCCACAACCCGAGUGGCGUUGUUAAGCCAACCUAAGUCCUCAUGUAGACAGCACUCUGUCAAUGGAAGAAUUCUUCUGUUAACCUAACUACUGCCUCUCAAGAAGGUGGAUUACCUAUGCCCGUAGGAGAACCCCUUUCAUGAGUGUAGGUAGUGUCUACGGUGAAGCGCUACAACUGCACAGAGAAAAGGAGUACUUGUGGCAUCUUAGAGACUAACCAAUUUAUUUGAGCAUAAGCUUUCGUGAGCUACAGCUCACUUCAUCGGAUGCGUACUGUGGAAAGUGUAGAAGAUCUUUUUAUACACACAAAGCAUGAAAAAAUACCUCCUCCCACCCCACUCUCCUGCUGGUAAUAGCUUAUCUAAAGUGAUCACUCUCCUUACAAUGUGUAUGAUAAUCAAGUUGGGCCAUUUCCAGCACAAAUCCAGGGUUUAACAAGAACGUCUGGGGGGGGUAGGAAAAAACAGGGGGAAAUAGGUUACCUUGCAUAAUGACUUAGCCACUCCCAGUCUCUAUUCAAGCCUAAAUUAAUUGUAUCCAAUUUGCAAAUGAAUUCCAAUUCAGCAGUCUCUCGCUGGAGUCUGGAUUUGAAGUUCUUCUGUUGUAAUAUCGCAACUUUCAUGUCUGUAAUCGCGUGACCAGAGAGAUUGAAGUGUUCUCCGACUGGUUUAUGAAUGUUGUAAUUCUUGACAUCUGAUUUGUGUCCAUUUAUUCUUUUACGUAGAGACUGUCCAGUUUGACCAAUGUACAUGGCAGAGGGGCAUUGCUGGCACAUGAUGGCAUAUAUCACAUUGGUGGAUGUGCAGGUGAACGAGCCUCUGAUAGUGUGGCUGAUGUUAUUAGGCCCUGUGAUGGAGUCCCCUGAAUAGAUAUGUGGGCACAGUUGGCAACGGGCUUUGUUGCAAGGAUAGGUUCCUGGGUUAGUGGUUCUGUUGUGUGGUAUGUGUUUGCUGGUGAAUAUUUGCUUCAGGUUGGGGGGCUGUCUGUAGGCAAGGACUGGCCUGUCUCCCUAGAUUUGUGAGAGUGAUGGGUCGUCCUUCAGGAUAGGUUGUAGAUCCUUAAUAAUGCGUUGGAGGGGUUUUAGUUUGGGGCUGAAGGUGACGGCUUGUGGCGUUCUGUUAUUUUCUUUGUUAGGCCUGUCGUGUAGUAGGUGACUUCUGGGAACUCUUCUGGCUCUAUCAAUCUGUUUCUUCACUUCCGCAGGUGGGUAUUGUAGUUGCACAGCUGUGCCACUAGAGUAUUUUAAGUGUAGGCAAGCCCUUAAGCACCUGAGAUGAAAUCCAGGCCCCACAGAAGACAAUGAGGUUCGUUAUUGACUUCAGUGAGGCCAGGAUUUCAUGCCUACUCCCCCCAACCCCCACCAAAAAAGAGUGACCCUCAACAUUUACCAUACCAUUUUGUUAGGCACCUCCGAAGGAAUCUUACUAAGGCCUUUUGUGGGCCAUCGCUGGAGGCUCUCACAUUUAAAUUGAUAAUGUAUCUGGGACCUGAAAGUAAAACAAUACCAAUGUAUUACCUUUGGUGGCCCUGUUUUAGCUCUUAGCCUAGUGGCUUGGCUGAUAGCUGAUAGUACUAUAACAUUAAAUUGAAAAGUUCUAGAGAAGUUCUAGAACAAUCUUAGGAUUCUUGCUCCUCUGGUCAUGAGAAGUAGGGGUCAGUGCACACAGCCACUAUGAGCACCUCCAAGAAGCAGCAUAGGGAAAAAUCCACUGGGGCAGGGAUAUAAGGUCAGAGUAGAUGGUUAGAAGCGGAAUAAGCAGUAGGGAGUCCAGAUCUUCCCCACUACUAUUGUCCUCAGUUGUAAACUGUUGAGAAAGCAAAGGGAGGGAGAGCCCCAAUGAUCUGCUUCAACUGGCAUCUCCUUGUUGUGCAAAUGGAGUAUGUUUAAAAUAAAUGAAUACAUUUUUUUCCGCUGUCUAGUCUGAAUGAUUUGUACAUAGUCAGGGGGAUGUAGUCAAACUUUGAAAAACAAAUGACCGUAAGUAAUUCUCCGGAAUUACACAUAAUAGCACAGAGCUGAUAUUAAACCGUGUAUAUAGUUUGAUAAUCUCUGUAAUUUAUAUGACUAAUAGAAAUAAAAAUAGAUUUUGUUUUGCUGUUG